UGGAAAAUACAUCAAGGGUUCCUCCAGAGUCAAAAAUUUGAGAAAGGCUGGUGUAACCUGAACCAACAAGUUUAAAUUUCAACAAAAAAGGGUUUUACUAAAGAUUAGAAAGAAUUGCUGCCAGGAUGAUCCAAAUUCUUUUGUUUGGGAGUUUUAAAAGAAAUGCUGGACGAGGGCGAUUAUGGCAGCCAAUUUCCUGUAUCAGGGAGGAAUUGGAUUAAAUGAUCCAAUUUAGGGUUAUGUCCAACUCUGGCUUUUUUAGGAUUUUUGAAGGAUUUAACCUCUGAAAUAUUACAGAACUUCUCAAAAGAACCAAAUACCAAAGCAGAAUCUCUGCAAUAAAAAGCAAGUGAUUGAAAAUUACCUCCUCAGGGCCAGCCAGCUGGGAUGUGGGGCUGUCAACUGAGGCACUUGUUCUGCAGCUUCCACCACCAGCUGAAGAAAGGUCUCCGGAUUCUUCCAGCUUCGACCCACUGGCAUCACACCAUCCCCGCCUCACCAAACUGUGCUUGGCAGUUAAAAGAUGGUCACCUAGAGCUGAAAUACCUGGACACGCUCAUGCGCUUCGAUUACAUCUGGCUUCGUGACCACUGCCGCUCGCCAUCUUGCUACAACUCCAAGACCAACCAACGCAGUCUGGACACGGCCAGUGUGGAUCUCACAAUCAAGCCCCAGGCUGUGCGAGUCAAUGAGACUACUCUCUUCCUCACCUGGCCAGAUGGCCACGUGACCAAGUAUGGUCUAGAGUGGCUGCUGAGAAACAGCUACGAGGGACAGAAGCAGAAAGUCAUGCAGCCACGUGUCCUUUGGAAUGCCCAGAUUUACCAGGAAGCUCAAGUGCCUUCCGUGGACUACAGGAGUUUCUUGGAAACCAACGAGGGGCUGAAAGAAUUCCUGCAGAAUUUCCUGCUGUAUGGGAUUGCUUUUGUAGAAAACGUUCCCCCAACCAAAGAAGACACUGAGAUCUUAGCAGAGAGGAUCAGCUUGAUCAGGGAAACAAUUUAUGGCAGGAUGUGGUAUUUCACCUCUGACUUUUCCCGGGGGGACACAGCUUACACCAAACUGGCUUUGGACCGUCAUACAGAUACCACCUACUUCCAGGAACCUUGUGGCAUCCAGGUGUUCCACUGCCUCCGGCACGAAGGGACAGGGGGCCGGACUCUGCUGGUGGAUGGUUUCUACGCGGCCGAACAGGUGCUCCAGCGAGCCCCAGAUGACUUUGAGCUUCUCACGAAGGUGCCACUGAAGCACGAAUACAUUGAGACCAUGGGAGGCUGCCACAAUCACAUGAUUGGGGUCGGGCCUGUCUUGAAUAUCUAUCCCUGGAACAAGGAGCUCUACCUGAUCAGGUACAAUAAUUACGACCGAGCUGUCAUUAACACUGUGCCUUAUGACACUGUGCACCGGUGGUACAUGGCACACCGCACACUCACCACGGAGCUGAGGAGGCCCGAGAACGAGCUCUGGGUCAAGCUGAAACCAGGCAAAGCCCUGUUUGUGGACAACUGGCGAGUGCUGCAUGGCCGAGAGUCUUUCACAGGAUACCGUCAGCUCUGCGGUUGCUACCUCACAAGAGAUGAUGUGCUAAACACUGCCCGUUUCCUUGGACUUCAAGCCUAGCAUCGCUGGGGCUUCUGAUGGUUGGGAACUGCUGAUUCAGGAAUGGGGAGAAAAAAGUGAAUACCUCACAGAGUUGGCCUCCUGUCACAGGAGAGAGGAGAGGUCCUCCCAGAAUCACUUGAUGGUCAAACAAAUAGUAAACUCUGCUGCCUUUUCUUCACUCUCCCCAUUCUAGGCUCCCUGCUUGGCUCCCCUUGGUUUCCAAAGCCCAGCCAAUUGGCUCAACUUGGGUCAAAUGGGAUUGGGAGCCAUGUAGAGACCUGCUGUGACUCUAAAGGUGCUACAUGUUGCACCUUUUGCUAUUGAAAGCAGUACCGUCCUCUUUUAGACCUCCCGUGUACAAAAAUGUCAAGGAUUUACUGGACGUACGCACGUUCCUGGAAAUCAGUAGAGUCUCAAAGAAAGUUGAUCCAAUUAAUCUGCAAGACAUGUUUGUUGUUGUUCCAGCCUUCUGAGUCUUCCAAAGUUCACAGGUACCCAAUGUUUGAAGGUUAAGCCUCUUCAGGCUUCUUCUCUUUGCUGCCUGCUGGCGAUGUCAAACUUGCCAUGUGAUGGGAAAGUUGCUUCAGAAAGCUUUAGAGCAGGAGCAGGGAAGAAAACACACAGAUCUGGGGAGAGAAGACACUAAAGUCCUGAUUCCCCAGCCCUGUAAAAAAUAAUAAUGUUACUAAUAACGAUAAUGAUAACUCGACAACCACAGCACUGCAGUUCUUUUCAGUUUCCCCUGUUGUACACUCUUGAUUUUGAUAAUGACUUCAACCUUCUCCAGAUAUGCCUUGCUGCCCUUUCUGGGUUGGGCAGAAGCACAGUCCCCGUGGGGGUUUUUCAGCCUGUAGUUUCGUUGCUUUUUUUUCUUUUCUGCUCUUUCCUUUGAAGGACCACUCUUUAUUGACAACAAGAGGCUGGACUUCUCAAGACUUGGAAGCUGGAAGCUGCCAAACCUUGCUCCAGACUAAAGCUCAAACGACUGAGGACAGGGAGAGAGAG
Messenger RNA from Candoia aspera, 2607 nucleotides. RefSeq names its product trimethyllysine hydroxylase, epsilon (gene TMLHE). Gene Ontology annotation, cellular component: mitochondrion. Gene Ontology annotation, biological process: carnitine biosynthetic process. The record is from RefSeq and is a predicted model, not a curated record. The transcript is spliced from 8 exons. Gene Ontology annotation, molecular function: trimethyllysine dioxygenase activity; iron ion binding. NCBI's taxonomy places the organism in Eukaryota, Metazoa, Chordata, Lepidosauria, Squamata, Candoiidae. The coding region runs from base 388 to 1620 and encodes 410 amino acids.